AUGGAGUUCAUCUUCCACGAGAAACAAGAAGGAUCCCUCUGUGCCCAGCACUGCCUAAAUAAUCUACUUCAAGGAGAAUAUUUUAGCCCUGUGGAAUUAGCCUCAAUUGCACAUCAGCUUGAUGAAGAAGAGAGGAUGAGAAUGGCAGAAGGAGGAGUCACCAGUGAAGACUAUCGCGCAUUUUUACAGCAGCCUUCAGGAAACAUGGAUGACACAGGUUUCUUUUCUAUUCAGGGUGAUCUGCCAGACUGUGAAGCUGACCAACUCCUGCAGACCAUCAGGGUCAAACAAAGAGAUCGACCAAAACUUACUGAAAGAAAACUACCACUAGAAAAACAACAAAGAGACCAUAAAACAGUCCUUGAAAAAGUGUCAGAAGAAACUGAUGAAUCUGACGUAUCAGACGAAGAUGAGGAGGAUUUUCAGAGGGCCCUAGCACUGAGUCAUCAAGUAACCAAGAGAGGAGAUGAAGAUCUUCACAGAGCUAUUGAAUUAAGCAUGCAAGGUACUUCCAGAAACACAUCGCAAGAUCUUCCGCAGACAUCGUGUGUAACUCCUGCUUUGGAAGAACUGAAGAAAACAAAAGACUAUUUUGAAAAGGAUGAGCAAGAACAACAGCAGAGGAAACAAAAGUCAGAUCCACCAGGUCACAGUUCAUGUCCAUCCGAAAUGCCAACAACAAGUCUGAGAGGAACUGACAGUGAUCUCAGUGAUGACAGCAAUGAAGACAUACUCCAGGUCGCUAUCGACAUAGUUUUAGAUGCUGUUAGAAAUAGUUUGAAAAUCAAUGAAGAUAAGUAA
Molecule: messenger RNA, 801 nt
Organism: Cebus imitator (Panamanian white-faced capuchin)
Lineage: Eukaryota; Metazoa; Chordata; Mammalia; Primates; Cebidae
Gene: ATXN3L
Product: ataxin 3 like
Exons: 2
Coding region: 1-801 (266 amino acids)
Biological process (GO): protein deubiquitination
Cellular component (GO): nucleus
Molecular function (GO): cysteine-type deubiquitinase activity
Source: RefSeq, a predicted model, not a curated record